AUGACGGGAAAUUAUCUCGCCCCAAGGAGGGAGGCAAGCGAGAGCUCGAGACUGCAAACUCGAAUUGCCAGCAACCUCGCGAAGGGAGGAAAGCACACGCGCAACCACAUCAACGGCAGCGACGACCGCGGCCAGCCAUGGGUUCCCGCGUGCCCUGGCGACGAUGCACGCAUCACGGACGUGGAGGCCUGUUCCCCGGCCUUCCAUGCUCGCCCUCGGUUCUGCGACGCCCCCAAGGGACGGCAGCGAGCGUCGAAUCCUCUCGUGAACCCUCCCUCGUCGACGCGGCCUCCGGCCCUCAACUCCCCCCAGCGUAGCGCCUUCAACUCGACGUUUCCCUACCUCUUUCAGCUCGGCAAGGCGUACCUCACGUUUUACAAGAACGGACUCAAGAGCGUGUGGGGGAAUCGCAAGCUGCUGCGGGAGAAGCUCGAGCGGACGCCCGCCGAGGACCGGCCGUCCGUCUUCCGACCCUACCACGUGCCCGAGUCGUUCUCGCGCGCCGAUUGGGUCCUGCUCUGGCGCGUCCGACACGACCUCCUGCGACUGCCGCUCUUCGGCCUCAUGCUCAUCGUCAUCGGCGAGUUCACGGCGUUCGUCGUCGUCUACGUCGACGGCGUCGUGCCCUACACCUGCCGGAUACCGAAGCAAAUCUACACGAGCCUGCAAAAGGCCGAGCAGCGACGCAAGGCGGCCUUUGACGAGCUCGACGGCCGACACCCGCACGGCGCCCUGAGUCCCCGCCUGACGGCGGCGGUGGCGCGAAAGCACGUCUUGAGGAGCCUGCACCUGACGGGCACCAUGUGGGAUCGGCUGGCCUUUACGCCGCCGGGCAUGUGGCAGCUCAAGGGCAAGCUGCGCAUGGCCUUCCUCGAAGGCGACGACAGGCGCCUCAUCGUUGACGGCGGGCCGCUGGAGCUCGAGCCGGAGGAGCUCCGGAUCGCCUGCAGCGAGCGAGGCAUCGACAUCAUCGGCAAGAGCGAAACGCGGCUGAGGGCCCUCCUCGGCGACUGGCUGCGGUUGACGGCGGCCGAGGAUGCCACGGAGAGGCGGCGGCGGAUGGCAACGCUCCUGCUGACGAGACCGGAGAACUGGCCGCAGCAACGAAAUUUCGCCGUGCCGAGUUGGGAGCUGUAA
Molecule: messenger RNA, 1137 nt
Organism: Drechmeria coniospora
Lineage: Eukaryota; Fungi; Ascomycota; Sordariomycetes; Hypocreales; Ophiocordycipitaceae
Exons: 3
Coding region: 1-1137 (378 amino acids)
Molecular function (GO): ribosome binding
Source: RefSeq, a predicted model, not a curated record